GCUGAUAAACUGUCAAGUGAGUGAACAGGAUGGGGAAGACAGAAGAGCUGCGAAACACGAAUUAAUUUGUUAAAAGAAGUAGGAAAAACUACUUUAAAGUUACCCAUGUCAUGUUUGGAGUUUACGACGGCAUGUAUUAGUGUCUCACAGCAGCGAGCAGACUGGGCAGCCGAACGUGUUUUUCACCGAGAUAAGACUUUGAGCAGCCAGUUUCGGAGGAUGUCAACCCCGAGCAGUAACUCUCUCCAGCAGCCGAGAGUGAGGCGCAGCAACGCGGGUUCUCCCGGGUCGUUCAACAACGGCAGCUGCCGCUUGCACCCCAUCCGAGCCACCGUACCCUACCAGCUCCUGCGUGGGGGUCCGAGCAGCCCGACCCGGGCUCAAGCCCUGUACGCCGGAGCCAACCGGCUCUCGACCAGUCCCCCCUCCAGUCCGCCGCUCGGCCCAGGAAGUGCAAAUGUGAAGCAAAGACUGUCCCCCGAACACAAGGAGUCGUCCUGCCCCCCAGGCUCUCCAGUUUCCAGAGCAGAAAGAUCCAAGAUACAAGUACGAAGUUCUAGUGCCAUCCGAAGGGCAUCGUCUUUGGAUGCCAUCACUGGGCCAUACCUCACGGGCCAGUGGCCUCGGGACUCCCAUGGACACUACCCCUCCUGUAUGAAAGACAAAGCCACGCAGACACCAGGUGUCUGGACUGACGAAGGAGCAGAUCUGGGGAGUCCUCACCAGCGGUCAGCCUCGUGGGGGAGUGCAGACCACCUGAAAGAGCAGAUUGCUAAACUGAGGCUGCAGCUGCAGCGCAGCAAGCAGGCCACCCGGCAGAGCAAAGACCGGGAGCAGAUCUCCCUGCAGCUGCUGCAGCCGGCGCACGGCGCUGCGUGCCAACCACAGCACAAGGGAACCUCCUCAGCUUUGAUGACGAGCCCUCUGACUAAAUCCCUCGUAUGUCGGGUGCCAAGCAGCGUAGAGGCGAUCAACCGUGAGCUGGAAAACGUCUUCGUCAGAGAUGACUGGGAGCACGGCAUGCAGGCCAUGGAGGUGGUGGAUGGCCGUCGUGCCCCGUUCCCGCUGCAUCGCCACAGUGGGGACACGCGUGACACGGACACGCAGGCCCCUUCGAGCGGUGAAUCAAGCCCGUCUCCGCGCCCCUGCAGCACCGACCACCUCCACUCCCCUGAUGGAAGUCCCUGCUCUACAGAGGAAAUCGAUAAAGACAGUGUGUGCAGUUCUCCUCUGCCCAAGUUCACCACCUCCCCCAAACCCAACAACAGCUACACGUUCAAACGGGAACCUCCGGAGGGAUGUGAGAAGGUCAAAGUGUUUGAUGAGUUCGUGUCUGGCACCUCGAAAGGCUUCCCUCUGUUCUCGUGCCCCGACAAGAACAAGGUGAACUUCAUCCCCAGGGGCUCGGCCUUCUGCCCCGUCAAACUCCUCUGCUCCUCUCUGUUCUCCCCCAUCUCCUCCGUCAGCCCCGGCCUGGGCCCUCAGCUGACCUCGGUCCUGCCCGCGGCACCAGUAGCUGCCUUUUCGGACCCGAGCGGCGACGUGAAGUCCAGCAGCAGCACAGCUAGCCAGAACUCCGACGCCGACGUUGGGAGGGACGGCUCGGCACAAGUACUCCUCACCAGCUAGUCUUCAGGUAUUCAGGACCAAACCAUCUACAGAUGAAGCACCGCAGCUCGUCAGGUGGUUUUACAAUAAAAAUAAAACUUGCACUCCGAUAAUCCUAACGUUAGCCAGCGGCGAGUGCCCGAGGUCCCAACACGACCAGCGCCUCUGAGGAUAAUGGUACCAGCAUUUGUGCUUCACCCCGAGGUCCGUUCCUGUUUCAGACGUGAUGUUUGAUGGUUUGGACUUUGUUAGCGACCUUGGGCACCGUCUCUCCACCCACCACUAACAUCGCCUCCUCUGUACCGUGACUGCUCCCUCAGCAGAAAUCUAUUUGCUUUUUGUGCAACGAUGAGAACAUCUGCUCUAAUUAUUGCUCCGUUUAGGGUCGGCAAGUUAUUCUGAUGA
Molecule: messenger RNA, 2013 nt
Organism: Nematolebias whitei (Rio pearlfish)
Lineage: Eukaryota; Metazoa; Chordata; Actinopteri; Cyprinodontiformes; Rivulidae
Product: glucocorticoid-induced transcript 1 protein
Exons: 9
Coding region: 106-1629 (507 amino acids)
Biological process (GO): podocyte development
Cellular component (GO): cytoplasm
Source: RefSeq, a predicted model, not a curated record